UGAAAGCUUGUUCUGCUGCCACACUGCUUUUUCCAUUUGAGGGGGUAUCUUUAUUCCGGCCUGUGAGGUAACAAGGAUUUCUCUAUAAUGAGAUGGAUUCUGGGAGAGACUCCCCUGGGAAGGAGAGUAAGGAGACUCUAGUUGAUAAGAAGGCUGGAAUCGGGGCCUUCGGCUGGAUCCUGGUUUCACUUUCAUUCUUGUUGGUGCUUAUAACCUUUCCUUUCUCCAUCUGGAUGUGCUUAAAGGUUAUCAGAGAAUAUGAGCGUGCUGUCAUAUUUCGGCUGGGACGGAUAGUGUCUAAAAAAGCAAAGGGCCCGGGUUUGAUCAUGGUUCUUCCGUGCACAGAUGUUUUUGCCAGGGUUGAUCUUAGAACCGUUACUUGUAACAUUCCUCCACAAGAGAUUCUUACAAAAGAUUCGGUAACUACCCAAGUUGAUGGAGUGGUCUACUACAAAAUCCAUAGUGCUGUCUGUGCAGUGGCUAAUGUCACAAAUGUCCAUCUAGCUACUAACCUGCUGGCACAGACCACUUUGAGAAAUGUUCUAGGCACCCAAAGCCUGUCCCAGAUCUUGUCUGGUCGAGAAGAGAUUGCUCACAAUAUCCAGUCUAUCCUUGACAAUGCCACCGAUAGAUGGGGAAUCAAAGUAGCACGUGUGGAAAUCAAAGAUGUCAGGAUCCCUAUGGAGAUGCAAAGAGCUAUGGCUGCUGAAGCCGAAGCAACACGAGAAGCCAGAGCUAAGGUCAUAGCAGCAGAAGGAGAAAUGAAUGCUUCCAAAGCAUUGAAGCAGGCCUCAACGGUGCUAGCUGAGACUCCAGCAGCCCUCCAGCUGCGCUACCUGCAGACCUUAACCACGCUGGCUACUGAGAAGAAUUCCACCAUUGUCUUCCCACUGCCCAUGAACGUGCUGCAAGGUUUUUAUAAGAAUAGUCAGAAAAAAACAAUUCGUGACUAAGGCUCUUUGCCACUGGCUGCUUUAGUGUGGGGAGUUUUACAUAGAUUCAGGAGAGGCAAACUCCUGCCAAUUAUCAGAAUUAAUGUAGAAUGUGCACUGUGAUACCCUGCCUCAGGAUUAGGGCUAGCUGCAGAGAGAUGAUCACAAGUCAGAACACUGAAUCUGAAUGCUCCCAAACUUGUCUGGGAGUCAAAAUUCAGAUAGCCAGCUGUUGUGGCUGAAACUCAUCUCUAGGUAAAAACAGAAGAAACUUAAAAAAAAAUGUAGAUUAAUCUCAAACAGAGGUGUUGGCUUUUGAUGAUACUUGGUUUUACAGUCUCUCGUUUAGCAGGUAUGUGGUGCUCAUUGGGAGCUUGUCUCUACAAAACUAUACAGCCUCUACAUACAGUAACUAGGCCCUAAACUGGAGUAAAUCUAUAGCAAUUCCAUUGAAAACACAAGCAUCAUGGUGAGAAGAAUGAGGUAUUCUUUGAUCAUUAUUGGAACCACCAAGUAAUGUAAGUAACUCCUAUAACCUGGGGAUUAUAUCUACAAAAAGACUUAGGUGCCUAUAUCCAACAUUUAGAGAUCAACAUUUAGGACGCAGCUUGAGUUACCUGCCACUUGAUCACAUUUGGAGGUUUUCCUUCACAGCCAUAGCAGCUGACUUUAAAAAAAAAAAAAGAGUGAAAGGAGUGACCCUGGAGAACAGCUGAGAGAUCUGUCCACUUGGCCUCAAAGGGCUACUGCUGCUAGCGUACAUUGGAAAGGAACAUGGGAAUUGCCCGGAUCCAUCUAGUCCAAGAUCCUGUUUCUGAUAGCAGCCUAUACCCCAUGCUUCAGCAGAAGGUAGGAGAACUCUGAAGCAAGCAGUUGUAGGGUGAGAUUGUGUCCUCCCACCCUCCUACGUCUGACAUUGAUCUCUACUAAUUAGAGAUUGGCUUAAACCCUAAAGCAGGAGAAUUAGCUUCAAAACUUUCCUAAAGUUUGUGUUAGCACUAGUGAUUAAACAUCUGGAUAUUCUUGUUAACAAUAUAAAUGGCCAACACUCUUUUUUGUGUGUGUGUUAAUGCUACUGUGAUUUUGGCCUCAAUGAUAUCGUGUAGCAGUAUGUUUUACAGUCGAAUUACAAAUGAUUUGAAAAAGUAUUUCCUUUGAUGAGUUGGCCACAUUUUUAAUUUCAUUGACUGUCCCCUUGUGUUAUGAGCCUGGGAGAACAGAAUGUAUCUCCUCAAACCCAGCUAUUAUUUGUUAUGUUUUCAUCACUUCCCCUUCUUAUCUGUCUUGCUUUAUGAGCAAUUUGCUGUGUCCAAUUUCAUUCUUA
Molecule: messenger RNA, 2256 nt
Organism: Pelodiscus sinensis (Chinese soft-shelled turtle)
Lineage: Eukaryota; Metazoa; Chordata; Testudines; Trionychidae
Source: RefSeq, a predicted model, not a curated record